AUGGCGACCAAGAUCUCCGCCAGCCGCGCCGCCUCCGUCGCUGCCGGCGCUGCGAAGAUCCUCCCAACUGCUCAGUUCGCGAAGAUCGCCAAGUCAUCGUUCGCCGGCCAGUCCCUGGGCUGCGCGGUCGCAAACGCUGACGUGGCGUUGCGCGCCGAGCCCAGGGCCAGGAGCGUUGUGACGGCUGCAGCUGACGGUGACGCUGCCGGCGCCUCCGCCGGAGGUGGUUUGCGCGUCGAUCUCCGCGGCAAGCGCGCGUUCAUCGCGGGGGUGGCGGACGAUCAGGGUUUCGGGUGGGCCAUCGCGAAGCACCUCGCGGAGGCGGGCGCGGAGGUGCUCGUCGGCACGUGGGUGCCGGCUCUCUCCAUCUUCGAGACCAGCCUACGGAGGGGCAAGUUCGACGAGUCGCGCAAGCUCUCCGACGGUUCGCUGUUCAACAUCGCCAAGGUCUACCCCAUGGACGCCGUCUUCGACACGCUGGACGACGUUCCCGAGGAGAUUCGCACCAACAAGCGCUACGCCGGGUCGACCGGGUGGACCGUUGAGGAAGUAGCGGCCAAGGUGAAGGAGGAUUACGGGUCGAUCGACAUUCUCGUGCACUCGCUGGCCAACGGCCCCGAGGUGACCAAGGACCUGCUCGACACGUCCCGCAAGGGGUACCUGGCCGCCAUCUCCGCCUCGUCCUUCUCCUUCAUCUCCCUCGUGCAGCGCUUCGGCCCCAUCACCAACAAAGGCGGGUCCGUCGUCUCGCUGACCUACAUCGCAUCGGAGCAGAUCAUCCCCGGGUACGGAGGCGGCAUGAGCUCCGCCAAGGCGGCUCUCGAGAGCGACACUCGUGUGCUGGCGUGGGAGGCGGGGCGCAAGUACGGCAUCCGCGUCAACACCAUCUCUGCAGGUCCACUCCGCAGCAGGGCGGCCAAAGCCAUAGGCUUCAUAGACAACAUGAUCAACUACUCCACCGCCAACGCCCCUCUCCCCAAGGAGCUUGACGCUGAUGAGGUGGGCGCCACAGCAGCUUUCCUCGCUUCCCCUCUGGCUUCGGCUAUCACUGGCGUGACGCUGUAUGUUGACAAUGGGCUGCACGCCAUGGGUGUUGCUGUUGACAGCCCGGCCAUUGCCAAUGCCGGGAAGUAG
This is a messenger RNA of Closterium sp. NIES-65, 1134 nucleotides long. The record is from the annotation of a GenBank genome assembly. NCBI's taxonomy places the organism in Eukaryota, Viridiplantae, Streptophyta, Zygnematophyceae, Desmidiales, Closteriaceae.